This is a messenger RNA of Triplophysa rosa, 32371 nucleotides long. RefSeq lists its product as uncharacterized. Gene Ontology annotation, molecular function: protein binding. The record is from RefSeq and is a predicted model, not a curated record. NCBI's taxonomy places the organism in Eukaryota, Metazoa, Chordata, Actinopteri, Cypriniformes, Nemacheilidae. The transcript is spliced from 104 exons. Gene Ontology annotation, cellular component: membrane.
CCACGCUGCGCUCGGUUUGUUUUCAAUGCAACUUUCAGUUCUUGCGCGAAUCUGUUUGAGAAAUAUUUGAAGAAUCGUCAACAACUUAAGACGGCGUUUAAUCAUUGGGAUUGAGUAUGUGAGAGCAUCAAGGCAGGAGUCAUGGCAACAGGAGGAGAAACCUCUUCUCUGGCCGAGGAUGAGAGGACCUCCAUGAUGGACAUUGAUGAUGUGCACAUGGUCCUGCAAGUGGAACAGGAGCAGAUUCAAAGGAGAACUUUCACAAACUGGAUCAAUGCUCAGCUUUCCAAGAGGAGUCCUCCGACCUCCGUCCAGGAUCUGUUCUCGGAUCUUCGAGAUGGCACUCGACUGCUGGACCUACUGGAGGUGAUGAGCGGCCAGCACAUGAAACGGGAAAAGGGUCACGGUUUGUUUCAGCAGAGAGGAAACAUCGAGACAGCUUUGAACUUCUUAAGAAGUAAAUCAAUUAAACUGGUGAACAUAAAUAUCCCAGAUAUACUAGAGGGGAAACCUUCUAUUGUUCUGGGCCUGAUAUGGACUAUCAUCCUACAUUGUCAUAUAGAGGAGCUGGCCAGCGCUCUCUCUUUUGGCUCUCGCUCGUCCUCUCUGGACUCUCUGUCCAGCCUGGAUUCUGCGUCUGGAUCUCCAGUCAGUAGUCCAGUUCCUCGAAGAACAUCACCGCUCCACAUCCGCUUCCGUCUUACUGCCAAGAAGUCUCUGCUCCUGUGGGUUCGGGACCAGUGCCAGAAGGUUGGUUGCACAGCUAGUGUAAAGGACUUCAAGUCCAGCUGGAGGAGUGGUGAGCUGUUCCUGGCCAUUUUGUGUUCUCUUCGCCCAGAUCUGGUGGAUCUCUCCCAAGUCCAAACCAGCAGCCGUCUGGAAAAAUUGGAGAAGGCAUUUCACCUUGCUGAGAAAGAGCUGGGAAUCCCCAGACUGCUCGAGCCAGAGGACAUUGAUGUCAGUAACCCCGAUGAUAAGUCCAUAAUGACAUACGUUGCUCAGUUCCUGCAGUACUCCAAUGAUCUGCCUUCAGCUGAUGAUGAGUUUGAGGCUUCACCCAAUCAGAAAGCCAGAGAGAUGACAUGCUGGCUGCAGCGAGCCUAUCAGGAGUUACUGGAGGCAUGGACCGCCGCAGAAGGGAAGGGUUAUGCAGAAAAGUAUCAGGCAUUCCAGGACUUUGUAAGCACUUACUAUGACCAGAGAUCUCCAGUUAUCCCACUGCUUAAUGCAACAAAACGCUCUGCUAAACCCAGCGAGGACCAGCAAGCACUGAGGAAGACCUGGGAUACCAUGGAGGAGAAGAUGCACGAGUACAGAGCAGAGCUAGAUGUUUGUCUGCCAGCCCCUCUGAACAGACUGGGCCAGUGGCUUCAGCAUAUGGAGGCGGUGCUUUCUGAUGAGAGUGACACCAAAGAUCACGCCCGUGCUGCCAGAGAUGCCAGAAACAAGCAAGAGCGACUCAAAGUCUUCGUUAAGGACAUAAGUGAACACUCGGACACCCUUCAUCAUUACCGCAACACAGAUGAGAAUGGUUUUCCUCGGGUGCCUGAUGAGAAACUGGAUGAGAUCAAGAGACGUUUCACCAGUGCCAGAGUGGUAGCCAAGUACCACGACAUCAAGCUGCUGUACAGAGAGCAAAUGCAUCAUGUUUAUGACCUACUGGGACGUCUGAAGUCAAAACUGACCUUGUGGAGAGGACCUUACGGUUCUCAGGAGUCUGUAUGCUCUCUUCUACAGGACUGGCAUGACACCAUUGACAAGCAAGGACUGGUGUCGAGGAUAAAAGACGAACUCCAUAAGCUGAGAAACACAGCAGUCACAUACACAAACAAAGCAGCCCUAGCUGAAGACUCGCCUGCGGUGAACAAGCAAGUAAAAGAACUUGAGGAUGAAGCGAGGUUGAGCACAGAAGCCACAGAGGUGGUGAGGGGCACCAUGGAACGUGUGGUGGCUGCUUGGGAGUCCUACAAAGACUGCCUGUGUCUGUUACAGGUCUGGUUAGGGCAGGAGGAGGAACUACAAAAGCAGGAGUCUUCCAGCCUGUCUGAAUGGAGUUCACGUCAAGCCCAGCUGAACGAGGUGGGAAACUUUCUCAUGGAGAUGUGUGACGCCUCCACCAGCCGCUCUGUGUCUGAUGAGCUCAGCAGACUCAACAUGCAGUGGGCUGACUUUAUUAAAAGGACCAAAUUUGCAGUCCCUCAGCCCAUCUGUGCUGUCCCGGGUGUACAAGCUGCUCAGGGCCUGAUGCAGGAAACAGGCUGGGUGCUUAGAGAGGCAGUGGAGAUGUCGUCUGGACCUUUACGCAAAUACAGAAAGAAUCUCCAGCGUAUUGUCAAGAAGACGGCAGAGAUAGAUUUGCACUCAUUCUCUCCGUCUCCAGACUGCAAUGAAGAAACUCUUCAAAAACUAAGACAAACUCUUCCAGAGAUGUUAGAGACUCUUAACCGUGUGGACCAAGGGUGUGAAUCACUGCAGAGAGCAUCGUCUCUUCUAGAAGGCAGACUGGCCGAGCUUGAAAACUGGAGCACAGAGGCCCAAGAGGUCUGCCUUCAUCUUAAAGAAUGCCAACGUAGGGGACAACGGGGGCCACAUCCCAGGGCUAAAGCGCUGAUCACCAGAGGUUUACAGCUAGAGGGACAAGUGGUGACAGAAGUUGAAGAUCUGCAGGUUCUGUUGGCGUCAGUGCAAAAGAGCUGUCCCCUGCCUUACUUCAAUGCAUCAGGCCUACAGGACAGGGCGAAGCGGACUGUCUUACUGUGUCAGGAGGCUUUUGAGAUGCUCAGUUGUCAAGGAGUGAAGCGUGAAGGACAGUCUGAUGGCGACCAGCCACCUGCCAAAGUUAUCGUGCGUGCAUAUUCUCAACCUGAGCCCCAGUCUGGAACCUUUCAAAAAUAUCAGGCUCAAAUGUUCUCCGAAACCAGCAGACCUUCUUUAGAGAACCCGGUAGAGCCUCAAAACCCCAAAAGUCAUUCCUCUCAGUUGGACACCCAGCUGCAGGCCACCGACAGCAUGCAACCUAAAGUUCCCACUGUUACCAGUCCUCUGUUUCUAGAGGAACGCCCCAAAGAUCCAACAAAAGCCAUAUGCCAGGUACAACAGACAGAGGUCAAACUACCUUUGCUGUCAUCUGUUGUUGGCAGGACAACUCGCAUAGAACCCCAGAUGGAUGUUCAGGUUAUUUCUGUAGACUCGGGUCAAACCAGUAUCACCGCAUCAUCAGAAUCUCUCCAGACUCCUUCCUCACCAUCAUCCAACCCAAGCACCAUGCUACUCGAGCAAAACUUUGGCACUCCACCAAAAUCCCAACCUCAGACCUCUUUGGCCACCCCACAGCAAAGGCAAAGAUUUUUGUCCAAAAGUCACAGUCUUCCACUGCCCCAUGAGCCAUUACAAACACAGUCUUCGUCACCUACGUCCAGCCAAAGAACUGGACUCAAGAAAGUGACUCCACCUAAAACACCAAGUGAACAACACUCUGGUACAACCCCUCAAAAAUUGCAAGCCCAACGCUUUUUGGCCACCCCACACCAAAGGCAAAAGGUUCUGGCCAAAGGUCUAAGCUUUCCACAGACUCAUGAGCCAUCACAAACACCGGGAGAGGGAAAAGGGCAAACAAAAAAACAAAGUGUCCCACCCACGCAGCGAGUUGUUCCUCAUGUUCCACUACAGAAUGAAGUGUAUGCCAGAGCACAGGCUUUGGCCAAGAGCAGACUGGAAAGAGCCAAAAACCGCGUACAAGAACACAUACAGGAAGUCAUCGCUGUGUUUAGUAACACAGACUUGUCUAAAAAACAAGUCAGAAGAAAGCAGGCGGCAUCAUGGCUUCUCAGGCCGGCUGUGUUGGAGGAGUUUCUAGAGGCAGUGACAGGAAUGAAUGCCUUCUGCUCUGAUGCCCAACUCAAAGAGAUGGACCUCCUUUCCGAGUCGGUCAAGGCCCAGUGGGAGGCGGUCCGUGCAGCGAUAGCAGCCUUUUCGCCUGAUUCGGGGUGUAACCUGCCUGUUUUGAAAUGUCAGAUUAAAACUAACAGCUCCCCAUCUCAUGCAGAGUGUGUGCUCAACCAGCAGGUCUGUUCCACAGCAGGUGAGUCUUCAGAGCAUCUAGAAGCAUUGAGAAGCAUGAAUGAGAGUCUGCAGCCCUCAGAGACAUUUCAUGUCACCACCACUCACCGGAGGACACGCACUGAGAGGAUGGAGACCGUACAGCACCACUCGGACUCCACACCAUGCCAGGACAGCAGGGAGAAAGCUGUCCAGGAUUGCACCCCACUGGGAAAGUUUGCACUGAUUGAUGACCAAUCACAAAGCUUUAGCCCAUCACAGACCGUUGUCCAGACGACCACAGUGGAAAUAAAACUGAUACCUGAGAGGACCAUCGUCCACCCCUGCUCAGCACAGGAAGUGAAGGUGUCUCCACAGGAAGCACAGAUCAGCUACAGUGAUGCAAGGUCAGUGUUUCAGCAACAGCUGCUGAGGAACGAUCAGCAGAUAGGAUCCGAGUUUCCCAUCAACCCCAGCAGCAGCCCCAGCAUCCUAACUGACUCUCUGAAAAGUUAUCUGCAGCAGUUACUGGCUCUAAAGGAGCAGACGGAUGCACUGUGGUUUGAGUUUGAGCUUCAGUAUUCACAGCUUAAGGAGGACGGCUGCAACAUGGAGCAGGAGAGAUCUCAACUCAUUCAACAGUGGAGGGGGCAGCAGAUCUGCAUUCAGGCCCGAAUAAAGUCUCUUGAAAGUGCCAUAAAGCUGCUGGAAUCAGUGGACGUUCAGAUCAGACUGAUCUCUGAUCAGCUAAAUCAAAUCAGUCAGAAACCUGUUAAUAUUAGAAGCUUCACUGUUGAUCAAAGCAAAACUCUAUAUGAAGACCUAAAGCGUCUAGAGGAAAAUAUUGACAAAGAGCUCAAUCGCCUUCAUAAUGCUAAAGGUUCAGAUGAUCCGAGUCACAUCGAGCUCCAGUCCCAUCUGCAGCAAACUCUCCACAGCCGCUCUUUAUGCUUGGAGCAACACAAACAGCAUCUUAAAAAGAUUAAGUUGAUCCUGGUGGCUCUCGAGAACUUCCUAUCCCAUAUCCAACAGGUGAAUGAAGACCUCACUGCGGCUUCCAUCCAGCAAAGCCUUCAUCAGGCCAGUGAGGAAUCGGUUCAGCUAGACCGAAUUCUCGAUGACGCUUGCUUGAGAAUAGCUUCGGGUGAUGAACCGAGCAGCUGUCAUGAGAUAGUGUCAGCUAUGGUUCUGCGCGCGAAUGAGGUCGAGGCCAGACCGACUGAAGGGCCGAAGCGAGCAGGAAAAGGUGAGAAAGGAAGAGAGGAGGGAGAGCAGAGAGAGAGGUCGUUCGGUAGAAAGAUGGUGGUUCUUCAGGUCACGCUGAGAGAGGUGUUGGCAGCCUUGGAAAGACACGUGCUGAAGGAGCCCACACUUCCUGCUCUACAACAGAGGUUGCGCUUCCUCACAGACACAGAGUGUAAACUGGUUGCACUGCGCUCUGAGAUUCAGGAUCUGAGAGAUGCAUCUGCGCAUACAGGCACGUCAGACACAGGUCUCAGUGAACUGCAGACGCUAUGGGAAGAUGCUCACAGAUCAGUCACUGAGAGUCGUGAACAGUGCAUCACAUUGAUCGAACUCCUGAAGAAGUUCCAGAGCUGUCGUAAUGGUUUGAGCUGCACUUUGCAGAGAGCUGAGCAGACUAUCGGUGAUCAGGCCUCUUACAUGAGCAAAGACAAUCUACAGCUGUUGAUCAAUAAGGUCACCAGUAUAAAAUCAGAGCUGAAUGGCCUUGGAGACGGGGUCGAGGAGUUUAGAGCUGUGUGCAGACAGCUGCAGUCUCAGAUAAAAAUGAACCCAGACUGCGCAGACGCCCCAUUUGAGAGUGAGGCUGACACCUUAAUGGACCGCUGGCUUGAUGUCACUGAGAAGACAGAUUGCCACUUGGAAAACCUUAAGGCUGGGUUUUCACUUUGGGAAAAACUCCUCCUAUUGGCCGGAGAGGUGGAUGGCUGGACCGCCCAAAAGAUGAAGUCACUUGCUCAGACACACCCCUUCCAGACAGAGCAAGAUGUGUCUGCCAUGCAGGAUGAGCUGAGGACUCAGGAAGGCAACAUUGAACGUUUUCAUCGUAGAUCUUUAGAGAUUCAGGAUCUGCUGCAGAGUCCAGAGUUUCCGCUGGAGCUUCAGGUGAUUGAGAGCCAGCUGAGGAAAAAGAUGGAAGAGGUGAAGGAGAUCUUUGCAGAGACCAGUGAAGUUUUCACACAACUAGUAGCUGCUAAAGCUAAGGUGGCAUCUGAAAUAGCAAAACACAUGUCCUCUAUCCAGACCAUCACAAUUGUCCUAAACACAUUGACUGAAUGUGAUACACCACAGGUUCUCAAAACAAUCCAGGAUUUGUCCGAGCAGCUGCAGUUGGAAGCGGAGGAAUCAAAUGCUUCACUGCAGCAGAUUGGACUUCUGGCCAGCCUCGCAGGUCCAGAAAACCUGCAGACACUGGUUGAAGAUGGAGUUCGACUUCAAGAAAGCAUCCACAGAUCCAGAGAUCUGAUCAUGGAGAAGAAAGAGUGGGCAAUAAAUCCCAAUAGGCCUAAAGAGCUUCCGAUGGUACAAGAACACAUCAAGCCUAAAACAACACAAGAUCAUCCGACAAAAGAUACUUGGUGUCUUCAAACAGAGGAACAGUCACAGAGAGACCAGAUGCAGGACGUUCUCAGUUUCACGGAGUUGAAGCAGGAGGUUGUCACCUGGGACGGCGAUCUACAGGUUUAUGUUGAUAAAAACGGCCAGGCACUUGGGAGCUCUGUAGCCGUAAAGGUGGCCAUGGGUGAAAUUGAUUCACAUGCAUUAUCAACAGACAAACUGCAGCUUGCACAGUACACAGGCCCAGAAGAGGAAAAUGUGAUAUCAAGAAUUUCUAAAUCAGAGAAGGGCAGUACUGAAGCUCAGAAAGACGUGGAUGUAAUUACAUGUGAAACAAUACAGAGGCAAGUUGAACUUACCCAAAUGCAAACCUCUGGUGUCAUGGAGAUUGAUAUUAGAAAACAUGAUAAAGAAAAGCCGCAUCUGCUUACUAUUGAGAGGCAACGUGUAGUCACAGUCAGUGCAGACACAUCAGGCCAAAUGGAUUUAAAGACUGAAGAAAACAGUGGUUUGGGGUCUGGGGUUUGCCAUCAUGAUGUCACAAUGGUGGUUGCGGAUGAGGUCCCCAGUGACAAAACAACUGCACCAACCAAAGCUCACACAGACGAAGCAAGCAAAACAUUUAAAAAGCAUCCAGCCAUUGUUGAGUCAGAAUGCAUCCAGACUUCUGAGAUAAAGCCACUGUACACUACAGAUACUUCACUGAAUGUGCCAAUAAAUACAUCAUCUGUAGUGAGAUCUGAAGUCACAACACACAUUUCCACCACACUCCUCUCAGAAUCAAAGCCUCUACUUACCAUAGAAAUGGACUCAAAUCCUAGCGAAUCCAAUCAGGUCCCAUUGGCACGAAGCAUCCCAGUUUCUGCUGCAACUUGGGAUAGUAUCUUGGAUGCUCCUGAUAAAACCACAGAGCGUGAGCCAGAUACGGGUAAUAAUGAAGCUGAAGAAGACAUACGUGCAAUUCCACACUUAGAACCGGUGAUACCCGGACAGAAGCAAAGUACCCUUAUCCAGCUGAAAACCUCUGAGGUGAUGAAGAUUGACAUUAGAAAAAGUGAAAAAGAGGAGCCACAACAGAUGACUGUUCAAGGCCAACAUAAAAUUGUCACAUCAAGCCACAUGUAUGUCCACACUGAUCUUUCUACAUCAGAUGUUCAGUUUGAUGAGAACAACCCCAUUGAUACUGUCGAGACUCUACAUAGAGUUUCUGCAUCUGAUUUCAAGCCUAAACCUGCACACUCAUCAGCUAAACAACUUGCAAAGAAAGUAUUUACUGUCAUUUCAGAUAUUUUUUUACCUACAGCACCAUCAGACAGUUAUCAGUCACUGCAGCAAACACAAUGUGAUGAACCUGAAGACUCCUAUCGCUCACGUGAAUCCUCUCAUUCACAUAUCAAGAGUCAACACAAGAGCUCAGCUGACACUGAGAAACCUGAAGUAUUACACCCUGAACGAGUCCUGUCAGAAAAUGAUGUGAUAGCAAGUGUUUCUGAAUCAUCAAAUAGUAAUUUUAAAGCUCAAGAAGACAUCCAGCUAAAACAGAGUGAACCCUUUAUCUGCUGUAAAACCCCUGAGGUCAUGGAGAUUGAUAUUAGAGAGGUCAAAAAAGAGGAACCACAUCAUCUGACUGUAGAAGGCCAACAUACUAUCAUAAAAAUAACCAAAUCGAGCCAAAUGGAUUUUCAUAUUGGAGAUGACAGUGAUGUGGUGUCUGGAGUUCACCAGCAUGAUGUCACAAUAAUGGAGAGACAUGAGGAGGAGAUCACCAGUGACAAAAGCACUAAUGCACCUGACCCAGAGCUUUCAGGUGAAGUAAACAAAUCACCCCAAAAGCCUACACAAAUUACGAAGAGUAAAAAGAAGACUAGAAGACUAGAAUUAUCUGGCAGAGAACGCACAAGCAGUGUUAGUGAGUUAACAGACUCAGAAUGCAUUCAGACCUCAAAGACAGUUAGUUUCUCUUAUACUGGAGCUACCCAAAAUAAUACCACUAAUGACUGUUGCCAAGAUGUAUUAUCUUCACCGGAAUUGACACAAAAAGUAGUCACAGAUAAUAAGAACUUUCCCCUUGACCAUGACCCAGAUCAACAGCAGUCCAUAUUUAGAUCUAAAGAAGGGGAUGAAACCAGACGUGUAAUGACAGAAGAUGACAGAGAAUCCACUGAUGAUACAGAAGUGAAGUCAAGGGCAACUCAUGCUUCAUCCGGCGGUGAUUCACUCAACCCUGUUUUUACCACAGAACCAGACUCAAAUCUUAACAAACUCAACCAGAAUCUUAGUUUCCCAUAUCUUGAAACAAAACUGAGUACUGUUUCAGAUCAUGUUGAAUCUACUCGGGGACAUUUUGUUCCUAAACUUGAUGUCAGUCCUAAACCUAAGAAGGACUCAUCGACUGAUCUUGUGUCUUUUUUCCGAGAGUAUGAAGAGAUUUCAAGAACUGCAAAAAAAGUGUUUACUAAAGUUUUGGAUGUUGAUCAGUAUACAUCAGAUCAGCAUCAGUCACUGCACCUGACAAGAUUUGAGGAUCCUGAAGACUCUUGUCACGCAGAUGAAUCUUCUCAUUCAAAUAUCAAGUGUCAACACAAGAGUUUUUCUGACACUGGGAGGACUGAAGACCAAAACCUGGAAAAAGACCUUUCAGAAAAGGGUGAUAUUAAAUCAAAAAUCUCAGAAUCUGACAAGAACAAGUUUGAUGCUAAGGAUGAAAUUGAUGUAAAUCCAUUUGUGGUGUCAGUACAGCCUGAACAGACACAAACUACACUUAUCCAGAUGAAAACACCUGAUGUCAUGGAGAUUGACAUUAGCAAAGGUGAAAUAGAGGAACCACAUCAGAUGACUGUAGAAGGUCAACAUUCAGUCAUAAAAACAGUCACAUCACACCAAGUGCCUUUUCACACUGGAGAGGACAGUGAUUUGGGGUCUUCGCUCCACCAGCCUGAUGUCACAAAAGUUGAGACUCAUGAAGAUGAAGUUGCUGGUGACGAAAACAAACAUGCACAAGAGAAAAAGUUCUCAGAUAAACUGCCACGAAAGCCUCCAAAUAUUGCUAAGAGUAGAAAGAAGAACAGAAAAUCACCUGACACUGAACAGACGAGCAGUGUUGGCAAUAGAGAGCUGAAGAUGAGAGGUUAUAAACCUAAGAGCCCAACUGACUUAGACAUCCUUCAGACCUCUGAGAUAAAGCCACAGGACACUACAGAAACAUCAGUGACUGUGUCUUCAGAAUCUUGUCAGUCAAUCACAGAGACUGUAGAUCAACAUUCAGUGACUGUUAGCGCAUCUCAUGCUGUAGCUGAAAGUACUAAUGUCACAGUUGUCUGCUCUCCUUAUGAUGUCGCCUUAACAGAAGUGAAAUCUGCACAAUCUGUACACAAAAAUGCCUCUACAAAAAGAGCAACUGAUGCAACACAAAUUCCUACCACAACGAGCUCAGAGUCAAAACUUGACAGCCAUCCUGAAGCACAGAGAUCAACCCAUCCAUGCCAGGACACAGAUAAACAGAAAUCCAUUUCUGUCUCUGAAGAGAGGGAUGAAACUCUACCUGUAAUAAGAGAUAAUGUGAGAGAGUCAACUGAUGAUACAGAUGUGAAACCAAGUGUCACUCAUGACUCAUCUUGUGAGGGGCCACUCAACCCUGAAACCCCAACAGCUGUCCUUGACAUAGAAGAGGGAGAUUUUGCAUCUGAAUCUGAUGUAAAGCCUAAAUCAAAGAAAGACUCAUCAGCUAAACAACUUGCAAAGAAAGUAUUUACUGUCAUUUCAGAUAUUUUUUCACCUACAGCACCAUCAGACAGUUAUCAGUCACUGCAGCAAACACAAUGUGAUGAAUCUGAAGACUCCUCUUACACGCGUGAAUCCUCUCAUUCACAUAUCAAGAGUCAGCACAAGAGCUCAACUGACACUGAGAAACCUGAAGUCUUAACACCUAAAGGUACCCAUUCAGAAAAUGAAGAAGUGACAUCAAGUGUUUCUGUAUCAGAGAUGGGUAAUAUUGAAAGGCGGAAAGAGAUCCAUCCUGGACAGACAGAAACACCUAUACAGCUGAAAACAUUUGAGGUCGUAGAGGUUGACUUUAGAAAAGAUCAGAAAGAGGAACCACAUAAGCUGAUUGUAGAAGGCAAUGAUUCAGUCAUUAAAACAGACACAUUAAGUCACUUUGAUGCUCACACUGAUGACAGUGAUGUGGUGUCUGGAGUUCACCAGCAUGAUGUCACAAUAAUGGAUAGACAUGAGAAGGAGGAGGUCACCAGUUACAAAACUGCAAAUGCACCAGACACAGAGCUCUCAGGUGAAGCAAACAAAUCACCCCAAAAGUCCACAAAAAUUACUAUGAGCAGAAAGAAGACUAGAAAAUCAUCUGGCAAAGAACAAGCAAGUAAUGUCAGUAGUAGAGAUUUGAAAACUCCUCAUUCCAAACAUGCAAACACAACUGACUCACAAUGCAUUCAGUCCUCUGACAUAAGACUACCAGACACCACAGAUACAUCACUGAAUGUGUCUUCAGAUUCUAGUCAGUCAAACACUCCAGUGUCAUUGAAUACAGAGGAUAAACAACCAGAAGAAUUGCUCACCAUACAGACAGAUACCAAAAGUUUCCUACCUACAGAAUAUAUGGAUAAACAGUCAGAGACAGUUACCAUCACUCAUGCUGCAACUGCCCAUACUGAUACCACAGAUGAUCAUCCUUCAGAUGAUGUGGCCUUAACAGCAGUGGAAUCUGUGCAAUCAAGACAUUCAGAAACCUCAAAAUCAAUGCCAACAAAUGUUUCAGAUUUUGUGAGAGCUGAAUGUACAACACAAAUUCCUCCGACACUCCCAUCAGAGUCAAAACUCAGCGUUCAGUCUGAAACACAGUGGAUCCCUUUGCAGGUGGAGAUUGGCAGUGCAGUUGAUGACAUGGAUCAUAGGAGCUUAAAACUCAUACCUAUUGAGGAAUACAAAAAAACACAAGAUGAAUUACCUUCCCAUAAAUCAACACAAAAAGCAGCCACAGAUGUUGAGAACCUCCCAGCAAACCAGGACCCAGAUCAACAGCAGUUCAUAUCUAGAUCUGAAGAGAGGGAUGAAACCAGACCUGUAAUGACCGAAGAUGACGGAGAAUCCACUGAUGAUACAGAAGUGAAGUCAUAUGCAACUCAUGCUUCAUCCUGCGGUGAUCCACUCAAUCCUGAAUUUUCAACACUUGUCCUUAUCACAGAACUAGACUCAAAUCUUAACAAACGCAACCAGAAUGUUAGUUUCCCCCAUCCUGAAACAAAACUGAAAACUGUUUCAGACGAUCAGCUUGCUGAGAACAUCAACACAAAUCAUGUUGAACUUGCUCAGGGAGAUUUUUCUCCUGAACCUGAUCUCAGUCCUAAACCCGAGAAAGACUCAUCAACUGAUCUUGUGUCUGUUUACCCAGAGAAUGAAGAAGCUGCAAGAUCCGGAACUGCAAAGAAAGUACUUACUAUAGUUUUGGAUGUUGAUCAGCCUACAUCAGAUCAGUUUCAGUCACUGAACCUGACAGAAUUUGAGGAUCCUGAAGACUCUUCUCAUACAAAUAAACACUGUCAUUCAGAUAUCAAGAGUCAACACAAGAGUUCUACAGACACUGAGAAGACUGAAGACCAAAACCUGGAAACAGGCCUUUCAGACAAGAGUGAUAUGAAACCAUUUGUGGUGCCAGUACAGGCUGAACAGAAACAAACUACACUUGACCAGCUGCGAACACUUGAUGUCACAGAGAUUGACAUUAGCAAAUGUGAAAAAGAGGAUUCACAUCAGCUGACUGUAAAAGUUCAACACCCAAUCAUAAAAACAGACACAUCAAACCAAGCUGGAGAAGAUUUGGGGUCUUUGCUUCACCAGCCUGAUGUCACAGUAGUUGAGACUCAUAAGGAUGAAGUCAUUGCUGACAAAAACAAACAUUCACAAGACAAAAAGUUUUCAGAUGAAGCAAAGAAACCACUGCGAAAGCCUCCAAAUAUUGCUAAGUGUAGAAAGAAGAACAGAAAAUCACCUGACACUGAACAGACAAGUAGUGUUAGUAGUAGAGAGUUGAAGAUGCCAAGUUGUGAACAUGAGAGCCCAACUGACUCAGAAAUCCUUCAGACCUUUGAGAUAAUGCCACAGGACACUGCAGUAACAUCACUGACUUGGUCUUCAGAAUCUAGUCAGUAUAACACAGAGACUGUAGAUCAACAUCCUGCAACAAAAUGUGAUGAUACUUCAGCUGUUAAUGAUGAAACCACAGGGACAUCAGGGAAUAGUUUGAAAGACUUAGAAGUCGAGCAGUGUUUUGAUGUUACUGCAGAUAAAGAACAUGCUGUAUCGAGCUCUUCUGAUGAACAGCAACCAAAGAAGAUCAGCACUGUUUGUUCAGGCACUGAUCUUUCUACAUCAUAUGUUCAGUUUGAUGAGACCAUCCACACUUAUAGUGCUGAGACUCUGCAGGGAGAUUUUGUUCCUGAAUCUGAUUUCAAGCCUAAAUCAAAGAAAGACUCAUCAGCUAAACAACUUGCUAAGAAAGUAUUUACUGUCAUUUCAGAUAUCUUUUCACCUACAGCACCAUCAGACAGUUAUCAGUCACUGCAGCAAACACAAUGUGAUGAACCUGAAGACUCCUCUCACACUCGUGAAUCCUCUCAUUCACAUAUCAAGAGUCAGGACAAGAGCUCAGCUGACACUGAUAAAUCUGAAGUCUCACACCCUGAAAGAGUCCUGAUGGAAAAUGAUGAUGGGACAUCAAGUGUUUCUGUAACAGAGGCGGGUAAUAUUAAAGCUCAGGAAGACAAACAGUUAGGACAGACAGAACCCUCCACCAAGCAGAAAACCCUUGAGGUCACAGACACUGAUAUUAGAGAAAGUGAACAAGAGGAACCACAUCAACCAACUGUAGAAAGCAAAGAUAAAAUCAUAAAAACAGACACAUCAAGUCACUUUGAUGUUCACACUGGAGAUGACAGUGAUGUGGUGUCUGGAGUUCACCAGCAUGAUGUCACAAUAAUGGAGAGACAUGAGGAGGAGGAGGUCACCAGUGACAGAAGCACAAAUGCACCAGACACCGAGCUAUCAGGUGAAGCAAACAAAUCACCUCAAAAGCCCACAAAAACUACUAAGAGCAGAAAGAAGACUAGCAAAUCAUCUGGCAAAGAACACACAAGCAGUGAUAGAAAUGUAGAGUUGAAGACUCCUGACUCAACUGACUCAGAAUGCAUUCAGUCCUCUGACAUAAGACUACCAGACACCACAGAUACAUCACUGAAUGUGUCUUCAGAUUCUAGUCAGUCAAACACUCCAGUGUCAUUGAAUACAGAGGAUAAACAACCAGAAGAAUUGGUCACCGUACAGACAGAUACCAUGAAUCUCCUACAAACAGAAAUUAUGGAUGGACAGUCAGAGACUGUUAUUUAUUUUACUGGAUCUGUCCAUACUGAUACCACAGAUGAUCAUCCUUCAGAUGAUGUGGCCUUAACAGCAGUGGAAUCUGUGCAGUCAACACAUAGAGAAACCUCCAAAUCAAUGCCAACAAAUGCUUCAGAUUUUGUGAGAGCUGAAUGUACAACACAAAUUCCUCCAAUGCUACCAUCAGAGUCAAAACUCAGUGUUCAGUCUGAAACACAGUGGAUCACAUUAUCAGACAGCAGUUUAUCUUUGAAAUCAAGUGAAACUCAUGCUUCAUCCUGGUGUGAUCCACUCAACCCUGAAACCCCAACACCUGUCUUUACCUCAGAACUAGACUCAGAUCUUGACAAACUCAACCAGAAUCUUAGUUUCCCAGAUCCUGUAACAAAAUUAAAUACCGUUUCAGAUGAUCAUCUUGACGAAAACAUCCCCACUGAUUAUGUUGAACCUGCUCAGGGAGGUUUUGGUCCUAAACUUGAUGUCAGCCCUAAACCUGAGAAGGAUUCAUCAACUGAUUCUGUGUCCGUUUACCCAGAGAAUGAAGAAGAUGCAAGAGAGGCAAAGAAAGUAUUUACUAUAAUUUUGGAUGUUGAUCAAUCUGCAUUACCAUCAGAUGGAUCACUGCACCUGACACAAUUUGUGGAUCCUGAAGCCUUUUCUCACUUAGAUGAAUCCUCUCAUUCAGAUAUCAAGAGUCAACACAAGAGUUCUUCUGACACUGAGAGAGCUGAAGACCAAAACCUGGAAAGAGGCCUUUCAGACAAGAGUGAUAUAAAAUCCCAAAUCUCUGAACCAGUUAAGGAUAUGUUUGAAGCUCAGGAUGAAAAAGAUACAGUACAGCCUGAACAGACACAAACUACACUUAUCCAGAUGAAAACACCUGAUGUCAUGGAGAUUGACAUUAGCAAAGCUGAAAAUGAGGGCUCAUAUCAGAUUACUGUAGAAGGUCAACACACAAUCAUAAAAACAGACACAUCAAGCCAAAUUGAUGUCCACACUGGAGAAGACAGUGAUUUGGGCUCUUUGCUUCACCAGCAUGAUGUCACAAUAAUGGAGAGACAUGAGGAGGAGGUCACCAGUGACAAAACAACAAAUGCACCAGACACAGAGCCCUCAGGUGAAGCUAACAAAUCAUCCCAAAAGCCCACAAAAAUGAUUAAGAGUUAAAAGAAGACUAGAAAAUCACCUGACAAAGAACACACAAGCAGUGUUAGCAGUAGAAAAUUGAAGACACCUAGCUGUAAACAUGAGAGCACAACUAAUUCAGAAAUUCUUCAGACCUCUGAGUUAAAACUACAGGACACUGCAGUAACAUCACUGACUGUGUCUUCAGAAUCUAGUCAGUCAAACAUAGAGACUGUAGAUCGACAUUCAGUGACUGUUAGCAUCUCUCAUGCUGGAGCUGAAGGUACUAAUGUCACAGAUGUCUGUUCUCUGGAAGAUGUGGCCUUAACUGAAGUGAAAUCUGAACAGUCAGUACACACUGAAGCCUCUACAGUAGUGUCAACUGAUGCUUCAGAUGUUGAGAUAUUUGAGUAUACAACACAAAUUCCUCCCACACCGAGCUCAGAGUCAAAACUUGACAUCCAUGCUGAAGCACAGAGAACAACCCAAUCACGCCAGAACACAGAUAAACAGCAAUUCAUUUCUGCCUCUGAGGAGAAGGAUGAUACUGGACCUGAUUUAAGAGAUGCUGAACAUCUGCAGGGAGAUUUUGCAUCUGAAUCUGAUUUCAAACCCAAACCUGAGGGACACAUAUCAGCUAAACAACUUUCAAAGAUAGUAUUUACUGUCAUUUCAGAUAUCUUUUCACCUACAGCACCAUCAGACAGUUAUCAGUCACUGCAGCAAACACAAUGUGAUGAAUCUGAAGACUCCUCUUACACUUGUGAAUCCUCUCAUUCACAUAUCAAGAGUCAUUACAAGAGCUCAUCUGACACUGAUAAAUCUGAAGUCUCACACCCUGAAAGAGUCCUGUUGGAAAAUGAUGAUGGGACAUCAAGUGUUUCUGUAACAGAGGCGUGUAAUAUUAAAUCUCAGGAAGACAAACAGUUAGGACAGACAGAACCCUCCACCAAGCAGAAAACCCUUGAGGUCACAGAUACUGAUAUUAGAGAAAGUGAACAAGAGGAACCACAUCAACCAACUGUAGAAAGCAAAGAUAAAAUCAUAAAAACAGACACAUCAAGUCACUUUGAUGUUCACACUGGAGAUGACAGUGAUGUGGUGUCUGGAGUUCACCAGCAUGAUGUCACAAUAAUGGAGAGACAUGAGGAGGAGGAGGUCACCAGUGACAGAAGCACAAAUGCACCAGACACCGAGCUAUCAGGUGAAGCAAACAAAUCACCUCAAAAGCCCACAAAAACUACUAAGAGCAGAAAGAAGACUAGCAAAUCAUCUGGCAAAGAACACACAAGCAGUGAUAGAAAUGUAGAGUUGAAGACUCCUGACUCAACUGACUCACAAUGCAUUCAGUCCUCUGACAUAAGACUACCAGACACCACAGAUACAUCACUGAAUGUGUCUUCAGAUUCUAGUCAGUCAAACACUCCAGUGUCAUUGAAUACACAGGAUAAACAAUCAGAAGAAUUGCUCACCAUACAGACAGAUACCAUGAACCUCAUACAACCAGAAAUUAAGGAUAAACAGUCAGAGACAGUUAUUAUCUCACAGGCUGCAGCUGUCAGCAGUGAUACCACAGAUGAUCAUCCUUCAGAUGAUGUGGCCUUAACAGCAGUGGAAUCUGUGCAGUCAAGACAUUCAGAAACCUCAAAAUCAAUGCCAACAAAUGCUUCAGAUUUUGUGAGAGCUGAAUGUACAACACAAAUUCCUCCAAUGCUACCAUCAGAGUCAAAACUCAGCGUUCAGUCUGAAACACAGCGGACCACAUUAUCAGACAGCAGUUUACCUUUGCAGGUGGAUACUGGCAGUGGAAAGGAUGACAUGGGUCAUAAAAGUUUAAAACUUAUACCCAUUGAGGAAAACAGACGAACACAGGAUGAAUUGGCAUCACUUGAAUCAACAGAAAAAUCAGUUACAGAUGUUGAGAGCAUCCCACCAGACAAGGACACAGAUCCACAGCAGAUUAUAUCUAGAUCUGAAGAGAGGGUUGAAACAAGACCUGUGAUGACAGAAGACGACAGAGAAUCCACUGAUGAUACAGAAGUGAAAUCAAGUGAAAUUCAUGCUUCAUCCUGCGGUGAUCCACUCAACCCUGAAACCCCAAAACCUGUCUUUACCACAAGACUAGACUCAGAUCCUAACAAACUGAACCAGAAUCUUAGUUUUCCAGAUUUUGAAACAAAAUUAAAUACUGUUUCAGAUGAUCAGCUUGAUGAGAACAUCCUCCCCGAAUAUGUUGAAUCUACUCAUGGAGAUUUUGGUCCUAAACUUGAUGUCGGUCCUAAACCUGAGGAGAACUCAUCAGCUGAUCCUAUGUCUGUUACUCUUACCCAGUUGAAAACACCUGAUGUCAUGGAGAUUGACAUUAGCAAAGGUGAAAUAGAGGAACCACAUCAGAUGACUGUAGAAGGUCAACAUUCAAUCCUAAAUACAGACACAUCAAACCAAGUGGAAGUCCACACUAGAGAAGCCAGUGAUUUGGGCUCUUUGCUUCACCAGCCUGAUGUCACAAUAAUGGAGAGACAUGAGAAUGAAGUCGCUGGUGACAAAAACAAACAUGCACAAGAUAAAACGUUCUCAGAUGAAGCAAACAAAACACUACAAAAGCCUCCAAAUAUUGCUACAGGUAGAAAGAAGAACAGAAAAUCACCUGAAACUGAACAGACAAGCAGUGCAAGUAGUAGAAAAACUAAAAUCCCAACUGACUCAGAAAUCCUUCAGACCUCUGAGAUGAAGCCUCAGGACACAACAGAAACAUCCGUGACUGUGUCUUCAGAAUCUAGUCAGUCAAACAUUUCAAAAGCAGAAUGCAAACGUCCUGGAGCAAUGGACACAGUGCAAAAAUCUUUUAUCAUCUCUGAAUCAUAUUUAAAUACCUCAGAUGACCAUCCCCCAGAAGUUGUCCAUUCAACGUCAUCUGUACAGUCAACACAUGCAUGGGCUUCACAACCAGUGCCAACAGAUCCUUCACCUUGUGUGAGAGUUGAACAAACAGCACAUUGUCCCACAACACUCCCAUCAGAGUCAAAACUCAGCAGUUACACUGAUCCACAGAGAACUGAAGUGUUGGAUAGCAGUUUACUUUUGCAGAUGACCUCUGACAGUGCAGUAGAUGACAUCGAUUAUAGGAGCGAAACAGUCGUACCUAGUGAGGAAAACAGAGGAACACCAGAUGUAACACAUGCAUCUUUCUCAAUGCAACAUGAAACCACAGAUGUGAAGAGCCUCCCACAGGGCGAGGACACAGGGAAAUGGCAGUUCAUGUUUGUACCUGAAAAGAGGGAUGAAACUCAACCUGUAAUAAGAGAUGACUGUGAUGAUACAUGUGUGAAAUCAGGUGUCAGUCAUGACUCAUCAAGUGUUCGUUCACUCAACCCUGAAAUCCCAAAACCUGUUCUUACCACUGAACUGUUCUCGGAUCCUACCAAACCCAAACAGAUCUCAUUGGCACAACUAGAUUCUGCAACAUCAGUUGUUCAUGAUGAAACCACCGAGAUGUCGGAGAAUAGGUUGGAAGAUUUGGAACAAUGCGUUGAUGUAGCUACAGAUGAACAACAUGCUGUAACAAGUGAAAUCUCUCAUUCAGAUAUCAAGAGUCAUCACAGGAGCUCCUCUGACACUUGGAAACCUGAGGACCAUGGAAUAGGCCCUAUAGAAAAGGAUGAUGCGAUAUCAGGUGUCUCAGAGAAGGAUAAUGAAGCGGACAUGGAUGUAAUUCCAUAUGUGGAAUCGGUAGACAUACACAUGGCUGCCUCCGAAAGCCUUCAGACAUCUUUGCUGGACGUCACAGAUUCAUCACUGAAUGUGUCUGACGACAGUAGUCAGUCAGACACUACAGUGUCGUUGAAAACAGAAGGCACUGUAGAGAAACAUUCAAUGGUAGACCCACAGUCAGAGACUGAGGAUAAACAUACAAAGACGGUUAGCUUGUCUCUUGCUGGAGCUGUCCACACUGAUGCCGAAGAUGAAUGUCCUCCAGAUGAUGUGAUUGUAACAGCAUUGGAAUCUGUGCAGUCCAUGGCAACAGAUGUUUCAGCUGAGUGUGUCACACAAAUUCCUACAACACUCACAUCAGAGCGAAAAGUCAGAUUCAAAAUCAUCCACACUGAAGAACAAGGAACUGAUGAUUCAGGUAGCAGUUUCCAUAUGCAGAAUGAAGAAGAAAUGCGCAAAUCUAAUCCGGAUCAAUCUGGGAGGCACAAAUUCUCCCGAAAAACAAGGUCAGAAUCAGAUGGCGAGGAUAAGACGAGGCAGGCAGAGCACCCUGCAGGGGCACAUGUGUGGACUGUUUUAAGAGACUCUGUCACUAAUGUUCAGCCACUUGUGGCGACCAGCCAUGUUUCUGAGGAGACCAGGUCAAGGGAGGCUGCUUGCCUUCAGCACUCAUUGCUUACAGAGUCAGAGAUCAGUCUGGCAUGGACUCUCCUGCAGGUUUUUAGAUGCCGGUACAGACCAGCACAACUUAGCAUUUCACAUACGACCCUCCAGCUGGAAGAAGCUGAGACCUGCAGGCAUUGUGUCCUGGAGCAGGUGGCUAGACUACCUCAUUAUGAAGCUAGCAGAGAGCCCUCAACAGAGGUCAAGCCGAGCUUGGAGGGAAGAUGCAAUGCAGCACUGAUGAAUGCCUCUACCAUAGUAGAGUUUAAAAUAGCACAGCUUCAGCUGGUUACACAGUACCGCCAACAAACCUGCACUCUUACAGAUACACUGCAAUCCCUGGAAGAAGAGUUCAGCACAAUAACACUCGAUUUUAUUGAAAGCAGCGCCCUGCAAGCAGAAAAGCUGAGAGCAUUUUUGAAGAGCAUGCAGAAUAAGAAAGGCAUGCUUGAGGAGCUCCUACAAACUUGCUGCCAGAUCUCAACCCACCUGGGUGAGGCAGAGGGGCCCGUGGCCUGCUUUGAACCUGUCAGGACCUUGCAAGAAAGAUGGCAGACUCUGGAAGGCACUGCUGGAAGGAGUCUAUGGCAAGCUAACAUUUGCACUGCAGAAGUUUCUGCACUUUUACAAGAGUUUGCAGAGCUACGACGUAAACUAGAGAUCCUCGAGAAGUCAGUCUCCCCAUCAGACCCAUCUCGGGGACAGUUAGACUCUCAAAAUGCACUCCAGCAAGCUGUAAAAUCUGCAGACAUGGUAGCGUUGAAGGAGCAUUAUCUGUACCUCCUUGAAAUUUCACAAGCUCUUUCUUCAAGUCCACUGGGAAGGAAGGAGCUUGGCGAUGUGGAGGAUGCCAUGCAUGGUCUGAAUUCUCAACUUGCUUUGACUCAAGAGAAGCUCAGCUCUCACACUUACAACAGCAGCGAUUGUUCACCCAUCAUAAGGAUUAUAAGGGACUACUAUACAUCGGCCAAACAAACAGAGUGCAAAAUCAAGAGAAACUGGAGGUUGUCUUUGUUUCCAGAAGAGGCAAGUCACCAGGUCAACCACAUGAAGAAACUGCAGUCGGAAAUAUCUCAGAAGAGCACUCGGCUUGCUUCUGUUUUGAAAGACCUGAGACAAGAAGUUACAGGACUCAGUGAAACCGAUUCCAUAGCCAUGUCACCCACACUCAGUUCUUUAGAGGAGUUGUAUGUUAAUCUUUCAGAGAAGGUUAACAGUGCUGUUGAAGAAAUGAACAGAAUGUUGCACUACAGAGAACGACUUUGGAAGCAGAUUGUUGACAGCAGCUCUUGGCUAACCUCAGUUUUGGAGAAGGAGUCUGGUAAAUCCAUGGCGUCUGAACUGAAAACGACCAUUCCUGAAUUGAGGGUCAAGCUUCAGAUAUGCACAGAAGCUCUAAAGGAAUCUGAGAGACAAGCAAAUAACCUACAAACGUUGUUAGAUGAAACCAAGAGCAUAAAUCAGGACCUAAGCGUAUCAGAAGCAUUUCAUCUUGUUGACAAGCUUACAGCCCUACAUGAAGAAGUUUCCAAGGUUGUGAAUCGUAAAUGGGCCUCACACUGGGUUCUUGAAGAGCUUCUUCAUGCUCAGGAAUCCUCGGCAGAAGAACAGAACAUCAUUCAGAAGAGUUUGAGACAGAUCAAAGCUGACAUCAUGAGGCAAACGUAUCCUGUAACAAGGGAUUCGCUUUUGGCUCUUGAGCCUGUCAAGCACAUGCUAAUGGAGCUUCUGUGUAAAGUACAAGAAAUUCCACACUGUCCAGAACAUCGGAGAAAUGAAUUGCUUCACACGAUAACAGACUUACAGAGCAGAAUACAUCUGCUGGACCAGCAAGCCACAGGGCAGAAGGAGUACCUCAGUUUAAGGCAGCAAAUGGAGAACACCAGAAAGGCGGUGGAGAAGAGUCAGCCACGGAUUGUUGAUACGAGCGUAGACGCUAACGCAAGACUACAUUUCUGUCAGACUCUUCUAGUGGAGCUACCUCUGGUGAAAUUAACAUGUCAAGAGGCCGCUGAUCACCUGGAGGCCAUUGCAAAAGAUCUCUAUCCGCCCCAGCUGACAGCAGAAAGGCAGAGGAUCCGUCGGACAGUUGAGCAGCUGGCUUCAUUGGAGUUCACAGCCAGUAAUGAAGCUAAAACCAUAGGAGGCCGUCUGAUGGAGGGUCACAGCAGCUCUACAGAACUGGGUGCGGUUAGUGACUUACUCAACAGUGUCAGACAAGAGCUGAAGGAGACUGCUUUGGAGCCGGAUAAUCGGGCUAUUGAUGCAGAGCUGCGAAAGUACUGGACGCUGGUUAGGACUGUGGAAUUUGCACUGCAAAUGUUGGCAAGCUGCGAGAGGAAAGCAAAAGCUGAAAACUACAAGAAAACCAUCAGUCUUGGCCAAACAACUCUUAAAGACUGCCAUAUGCAUAUGGACAAGCUGCUCCAGGCUCGGGAAGCACUGAAACGUUACCGCUGGGCCAUUCAGAGCGCAGUGAGCUUUUGUCAGCAGAUCGAUUACAAUCUCAUGAAGCCCUCUGUCAGCUUCAAAAACUGCCAGGAGGAACAGCGGCAUAUUCAGCAGACUCAUACCCAUUUGUUUGAGGGUUUCCAGGCCCACUUAGCUGAAGUUAGUGCUUGCGUACCCCAGCACUCAUGUCUCUCCAUACCGCUAACAGAGCAACUUCAUAUCCAGGUUUUGAGUCACCUUUUAGUCCAAGAUGCCAAAUUAAAAGCCCAGGCUCAUCUUAGGCUCCAGGCCUUACAAAGAUACAUGAGAGACCAAAGUGUGCACAGAAAUCACCAUGACGAAAUGAAGCAGCUUCUUAAAAACAUCAAUUCUGAAAUCUCAAAAUGCUUAAGCCAGAAACUGACUCAUUUAGAUGCCUGCCAGGACCAGCGGCUGAAAGUAAAGGUGCUCCAGACAGAAAUGAGGAACCUUGCUGAAAGGUUGGAGGAGUUGGGUAAGAGCUGCCCGGGUCGACGCUGCAAUGUACCCUCUGAUCUAAUGCCGGGACAUCUGUGGAGGUGUUGGGCUCUACUGCAGUGCAAAGUGGAAUCACUCAAAGCCAGUGCAUCUCAUAAAGAAGCCGAGUGGAAUGAAUUGGGAACACAUCUUAAUAAAUCCAAGGAGGGUCUUGACAGAGUGCAAAAAGAUCUUUCUGCUUUAUCUGUGGUGACGGGAUCCCUGGUGGAGCUUCAGCGUGUUCUUAACCUCUCAGAGCACCUUCAGGACAGGAUUGAACAGGAGCACCACACCCUGACAUCUCUACAACACCACAUGGCACGAUUGCUUUGGGUCUCAAAUCUGCAGCAGCUGAAUGUGUCUCCUCAAAUCUGUACGGACUUGCAGUCUGUGCAGGGUCACUGCAGGAGUAUCAGAGAUCAGAGCAGUGAGAUCCGUCGAAAGGUGCUUUUUGAGAUCCAAGAGCUGGGUCAGGUCCAGGAGGAGAUGGGUGCCAUUCAGCAGAAUGUUCUUUCGCUAUUGACCAUUUUACAGUCAGAGUCGGCUGCUGAACGUUUGCAGGCUGUUAAAGUGGAACUGGUCACACAGAAAGCGAGAUUGGAGGAUGUCAUGGACAGAGUGCAGAAGAAGUGGAGCUGCGUGCCCGCGGAGAUUCAGACUUUACAGGAAGAGCUUGCUGUUUUAAUUCAGGAGGCGAAAGAAAAAUUUGGAGUGGUUAUGGAAACGAGUGGUCCUCUUCACAAAAUGGGUGAGCGGGUGAUGGAAGUGACUGUCAGGUUGAAUUGCGUGAAGGGCCUGCUGCAGCAAAAAAGCCCAACUUUCUCUGAAGCUGAACGUACACAAAAGCGUAUAUGGGAUGAGCUGGAUCAGUGGCACACUCGGAUAGCUGAGCUAGAAGCUGAAGUUCAGGAGUUGGCUGAGGAGCAGCCCGAGAGAGCACAUGUCCUUAUGGACCAGCUCACUGAACCACUGCAGCUCUACCAGACCACAGCCAAGCAGGCGGAGCAAAGGACAGCCCUGAUCAGCAAAAUCCCUGGCUGUCUGCAGGAAUUUGAGUGUUUGCGCAAUAGCUCCACCUGCUGGUUGAGAGAGGCCCAGUCCUGGCUGGUUGCCCCCAGAAUUUACACCACUGCAAAAUGUCUCCACGGCCAUGCCAACUCACUCAAGAUGAUACUGGAUGAAUCAGAUGGAUACAGAGCAUCUCUAGAGGCUUUCCAGGCCGUCCUGCAGGAGAUCAGUCCAGUGUGUGACAACAGCUCUCGAGAAAAGUUUCUCCAGCAGGCUAUUCAGAACAUCACACACCUUCAGCAAAGCGUUCUGGAGCCUCUGUCAAACCAUCAGAACCUAGCAGCUGAGAUGGAUGCUAUUGAAACAGAGGUAAAGACGAUGGAGGAAAAUGUGACAAAGAUCAGAGAAAUCCUUUCCACCAAUGACACUGAGAACACAUCUCCUGAGGAGCAUCUGCAGAACAGAGAGAUCAUCCUAGCUAACAUCCAGUCCAUGAAGAGGACCAUUGAUGAGAUUGAGAGCUGCAGGGCAAAUCUGGGGCUUCCCGCAGGAGCAGAACAAACUCUCACAGCUUUCCACUGGGCCCGAGAGCUCCUGCAGCCCAUCCAGGAGCUCCAGCAGCUCAGUGAGGAGGAGAGCGCAGCGCUCAGGGCCUCUCUUGGUCAACCAGCUGAAAUGAUCCCCACUUCUGAUCAAACCACUGGAUUCACUUUGCCACACCUCUCCACUGGAGAAACGCAGGUGUCAACAGACAGCUCUUACAAUGACGAUGAAGAAGACGGCAGUCAGUCAUCAUCCUCAGGAACUCUCACAUGCAGCGUUCCAGAGGACCUAGAUGAGAAACCAACAGAAGAAUGGGAGAAUGAAACAACUGCCGAAGCAAAGUGUGUCACUAAGAAAUCUUUUCCAGAAGAUGUGAAGGUGGAUUUGGCCGCAGCCCAGAAUGCGUCAGUGUUGCAGAAAUCGAACCAAGGGCAUUGUUUACCGGAUCCUCAGCUCUCUGAGAUAUCUGUGACAGACGACAGAUCAGUUACUGAGCAUAUUACCUGUCCUGCUGCACCGACACUCCAACACUUUGAAGUGUUUACAAAUCAAAGUUAUCCAGAACCCAAUGUACCGAAAAAAGAUACAGUUUUAAGUACAGAGGAAGAUGAGAACAAACACCCGGUUACCAAGGUAACCGCAGCAGUCCCCGCAAAGCCUGGAACAGACUCGAACAACACCAUGUUAAAAACCAGUGAUACCAGUGAUUUGACCAAAGAGUCUUUAGAUGAGAACAAAGGAUUUAUAACCAUAGAAACAGACACAAGGGAUCAAGUGAACCUGCCUGUCCGUAAGAAAGUCUCAAACUCACAGGCAUCUGACAGAGAAGCAGAAGUUGCUGAUGGUGACCAAAACAAGCCUGGAGGCAUUACAACUGAUCCAAGGACACAGCCGCCAGAUUUCACAACUUCGUCCAUUGUGCUUGCUUCACAAGAUACUAAAUCACGGGAAGAAAUGACACUGGAGAUGAAGUGUGAGAUAAAAGAGCAGAAAGAUCUGAUUGAGAUCAUUGCUCACCAGAGCAACAUCCAGCCUCAGCAACACACAUUUGCAACAACAUUCAGUGAUUUGGCACAGUCUAAAGGAGGGGAAGAUGAAGAGAGUUUGGCCCAAAUUCUCCUCAGAUUAAAGGAAAGACCGGAGACUCCAGCAUCAUGCCAGGAUUCAGCAGAGACUAUAGAGAAUCUGUCAGAGAGUGACGUGUUUAAAGCCAGAGAAUCUCAGACCUUAACUAAACUCAUCAAGGACUCUGCCUGUCUGAAGGGUGACACACGGACCCUGGCACGUUGUCGCCGACAGUCAGUGGGAUGGAGUGAUUCUGAGACGUACAGAUGUUCUGAAGCUCUUCUGAGAGGUCUAAGGGUUCUCCAGGAGCUGGGUUUUGAACGGCUGCAGCGCAGUCAGGAUACACACCCAGAUGACUGCAACCAGCUGCAAAGUCUGCUCAUAGCUCACAAGAAAUACUUCAGAGAUUUGCAACAGAGGCUUGUAAUGGUUAAGCUGCCGUCCCAGAGGCUGCCAGAGGGGGUGCUGCAGGGCCAGGCAGACGUGGAGCAGUUAAUAUCAGAACUACAGCAGAAAGCACAAAUCCUUGGGGUCCAAAUGCAACACAACCUUGAGGAAUGGUCUUGGUUUGAUGAUGUCACAGAGAAACUCUGUAAGCGCUUGGAUGAGCUGGAGUCCGACAUCUCGAGAGCAGAUUCAGGGCCGGAGGGUGACCUGCAGGUACAGCUGCAGACCUAUGAGGGGUUGCACAAGGCCCUUGAAGACAUGAGACCUCAGGUGGGAGAGAUUCAUGACCAACUCAGAACCCUACAGAACAAAGGUUGCUGCUUUGAGAGACCAGACCAAACCUCUCCAAGUUCACUGCAGUUGACACGCUGGCACAAGCUCCAUAAACAACUAGAGCGGAAGAUCCACUCUACAAAAACCAUCAGAAAGAAUUAUGAAAGCUUUCAGCGAGACUCAGCUGAACUAGAAGCGUGGAUGAGUCGUACAAAUGAACAGGUUCAAAAGUGGAACAGCGUCUCUGAUUCUGAUCUUCAGGACUCCAGACUCAUCCUUAGCCAUAUCACGGAGUUCUUUAGAGAGCUGAACAUCAGAUCUGCGCAGAAAGAUUCUGCAGUGUGCGCCAGUACACGUAUACCGCAGCUGACAGACAGCAAGGCUCCAGAACUGCGCAGACGUCUGGCUCAGCUUGAGCGGGACUGGAUACAUCUCACUAACGUGCUGCCCACCCUUCACCAGAAACAACAACAGCUGCUGGCGAGUCAGUCUCAGAGUCAGAUCUUGGAUGAGUUGACCUGCUGUCUAGACCAUGUUGAGAGUCGACUGGAACAAGAAGGAUCUGGGGUCCAUCUUGUCUUGGAUUCCACGGAUCUGUCUAGACAUCUACAGUCUUUGAAGGAUGUCAAGGCUGAGGUAACCUGCCACCAAUCCUGUCUCGACUUCCUGAACCAGUCUGUAAAUGAACCCACCGAUCGCUAUGAUUGCAUCAUUUUUGCUGAGCGACUGGGAGCUCUGAAUCUGAGAUGGCUUAUACUACAGAGCAAAAUUGACACCGAGAUACAUGAUACAGAGGACAAAUGGCAGCUUUGUGCAAACAGAGAAAAGCAAUUGCUUCGUAUUCGCGACUCGAUCUCUCAGUGUUUGGAAUUGGUGAGAAACAGCAAGAGACCAAACAGCCGUUCACAGAUUGAUCAGGCACUACAAGAGUGUAAGGAGAUGGAGGAAAAGCUGAGAGUCAGUUCCUCUGAACUAUUGGGUCUCCGAGCUCUCCACGUGUUUGGAGAGCAGGAUGGCCGACACCCGGGAGAUGAAGCAUUCUCCAUGCAGGUGAAUUCAGCCGUCCAGGACUGCCAAGUUGUAAGCCAACAGAUAAACGCUCUCAGGGCCGACCUGCAGCCAGUCAGGGAUGAGUGGGUUCACUUUGAAUCUGAAAUGAGUGCAGUGGGCAUGAAGACCGCCGGGUUGAUCUACAGACUGGAGCUCUGCAGGGUUCCUGUGUUCUCAUCUGAGCAGAGCAGAGCUCAUGUGCAACAUUUACAAGAGAUUGAAAAGGAGUUGGAGAGAUCAGAGACAUGGACUUGCUUAAAUGAAGAGCUCUGUAACUUAAGAGACAAACUCAACCCCUGUACAGCCACACUGCUGUCUGAUCGAUUAGAGAUGGAGAAAACACGGCAUCUAGCAGUCAUUAAGGACUUGCGUGCUGACUUACUGAAAUCCCAGAAUGCACUGCAGCUCUGGCUGGAAUAUGAACGUCUCAUAGGAGAAAGCCACACUCUUCUGAAUCAACACUGGGAGAAACUUGAAGAACUUCUGAGUUCUCCCACCAGAGGAGAGAACACUGCAGAACAUCUCAGCAGCAGGAUACAGAGCAUUCAUGUCAUGGACAAAACCAUGACGGCUUUGCAGAGCAGUGUGGAAAAAGUGCUGGAGACUGCAAAGCUUCUCAUUGGGCACAUAAAGCCCCAAUCUGCCCCGCUAAUCCAAUCACAAACCAGACUGCUGUCACGUGACCAGGUCCAUCUUGCCAAGACACUUGCUGAGAUUGGAGCACAAGUUCAGGAGGAGCUGGAGGAACAUCACAGUUUCAUCACUGAGCUGGGUUCAUUAGAGCAACAACUCAACAGAUUUGAAAGUGUUACAGGCUCCUCAGAUAUGAGCAUAGACAGCCUAAAGACGGUUCUGUUAGAUCUGAGUGGGCUGAACCCUGACCUUUGUGUUCUGAAUCAGAAGAACCUUGGUCUCACCCUCGGCCCCACAGAGAUCGAGAGGCUGCAGACCCUUAACACACAGUGGGUUCAGGUCUUCUCUAAGGCCAUGGACAUGCACAGGAAACUGUAUGGAGAGCGUCUGUGUGAUCAGAACUUUCAAGAGAAGUGCGAGUGCUGGAUGCAGCUCCUGGACAAAAUUGAGGCUGGUUUGUCCAAUCAGGUGUCUGGAAACUGUUCUGUCAUAAGAGAGCAGCAAGCUGUGCAUCAGAGGUUGAAAGUGGAGACGUUGACCAGUCAGCAGUUAUGGGAUGCUAUGAUCAGUGAAGCUCUGCAACUCUUGGAGAGCGCUCAGAUUGAUGACAGGAGUUGUCUGAUCCGAAGCCUCAGCAGACUGAAGGACCGCUGGCAGGGGACACAGCAAAGGGUCCAGCAACAUGAGACAUAUCUGGAGCGACUGAUGAUAGAGUGGCAGUUUUAUGAUGCAGGCUUGAGGAAACUUUCAAUCUUUCUCAGACAAUCUGAAGAACAACUGCCCCCAACAGAACUGGUGCCCUGCACCUUACAGCAGCUUCAAGACACUAUCAAGGACUUUGAGCAGACCGAGGAGCGACUACAUCUUCAUGAAAAACUUUAUAACCAGACUGUGGAGGCAGGCAGACAGAUUUAUGCGCUGGCAGAUGUGCAGACGCAAGCACGCCUGCAGACUGAACUUGAUGCCCUCAAAGAGACGUGGGAGAGAAGCUGUGGUCUUGUGAAGGAAAGGAAGGCUCUCGCAAACGCCAUAACUCAAAACUGGACGCAAUGUGAAAUUGGACUGGCUAACAGUGCUCUCAAACUGGAGGAGAUCAAAGCAAGAUUGAAAAGUCCACUGCCAGAAAACCUAGAAGAAUUAAAGACGCUCGAGCGGCUUAGACAGGAGGACGAGGACACGCUGGAGAUCUGGGCCGGAGGAUUGAAAGAGCUGAGCAACAUGAAGGCAGACGUGUCACAGUACGUGCUGCCCGCAGACGUAGCGCUGCUUCAGGGACAGGUGGAUGAACUUCACAGCCAAUGGGAAGAACUGUGCCUAAAGGUGUCACUUCGCAAACAGGAAAUAGCUGACCGUCUGAACGCCUGGACUAUUUUCAAUGAAAAGAACAAGGAGCUCUGUGAUUGGCUCGCGCAGAUGGAGAAGAAGGUGGCACACAGGGGCGAUAACCUUAGUAUUGAAGGAAUGGUGCAGAAACUUAAAAAGGACUGCAUGGAGGAGAUUAACCUCUUCAGCGAGAACAAGAGCCACCUCAAGCAGCUGGGAGAGCAGCUCCUAUUGGCCGGCGACAAGACUAAAGAGGCGGAGAUUCACGGGGCCUUACGGGAUGUCAACGACCGCUGGCAGCACCUGUUCGACCACAUUGAGGCCAGGGUGAAAAAGCUGACAGAGACCCUUGUGACAGUACAGCAGUUGGAUAAGAACAUGAAUAACCUUCGUUCUUGGCUCACCCGCAUUGAGACUGACCUGGCCAAACCUAUUCAAUACAAUGUCUGCCAUAGAGAUGAGAUCCAGAAGAGACUGACGGAGCAGCAGGACUUGCAGCGUGACAUUGAGCAGCACACAGAGCGGGUAGCAUCCGUGCUCACAAUGUGCGAUGUGCUGCUUCACGAUGAAGAUGCCUGCAGCAGUGAUGGAGAGAAUGACUCCAUCCGGCAGACCACACACAGUCUGGACCAGCGCUGGAGAAACAUCUGCUCCAUUUCCCUGGCGAGAAAGAUGAGGAUUGAGGAGACGUGGAGAUUGUGGUGUGCGUUUCAGGACGAUUACUCUUCUUUUGAGGCCUGGCUCAAUGCAGCCGAGAAAACUGCUGCCCAACCCAAUUCAUCUGAUGUCCAGUACGCCGAGGCCAAAGAGGAGCUUAAGAAAUAUGAGGGUUUCCAAAAGCAUGUACAUGAUGGUCUGACGCAGCUGGGGAUUAUUAAUAAGCAGUACAGGCGACUGGCCAGAGAGAACCGUACUGAUACGGGACUCAGGGUUAUGGUACAUCAGGGGAAUGAACGCUGGGACGCGCUGCAGAGAAAAACGGCUGCCAUACUGCGCAGACUCAGACACUUCACAAGCCAGAGACAAGAGUUUGAGGGAACCCGCAAGGUUCUCCUCGCUUGGCUCACUGAUAUAGACCUUCAGAUGAACAAUGCGGAGAACUUGUCUGAGCAGGACCUUCAAGAGACGAUGAAACGGCUGAAGAGUUUCAAGAAGGAGAUCCGUCUGAACACCAACAGGAUUGAUUCUUUGAUAGUGUUUGGCGAGAGUCUGAUUCAGAGGAGCUGUCCUCAAGAUGCUGUUGAGAUUGAAGAUGAGUUGGAGGAACUACACACGUACUGUCAGGAAGUGUUCGGCAAAGUCGCCCGAUUCCACCAGCGCCUCACCAUGCUCCCACCGGCAUUGCAGGAGCCAGAGGUCCUAGACACCAGGAGCACCAGCCGUGACACACCAUCCACCAGCCAACCGUCCAUGUGCCUGUUGGCUCCACCUCAGGAGCUCUCUGGUCGUGAAACCCCUGUCAGUGUAGACUCUAUCCCGCUGGAAUGGGAUCACACCGGGGAUGUUGGUGGCUCUUCUUCACAUGAUGAGGAUGAGGACGCUGACUUCUUCUCUGCCUUGUCAGGACAAAACGGGAACUUUCCAAACAUGUCUGAAAGGAAAUCCGUCCACAUGGAGACCUCCUCGCCUUCACACACCAGCACACAAGACUAUGUCCAGCUGAUGUCAGAGUGCAGCGGCAGUAUUAAGAGCGUGAAGAGGGUGUCUAUGAUCCUGGAUGAUGAGGAGCACCAGGAAGAACACGGCCUCACUGAUCUCACCACUGCAGACAAGCAGUCAGGAGUGAUAGAGCGCUGGGAGCUGCUACAAGCACAAGCAGUGAGCAAAGAGCAGUGCAGCAUCAGAGACCCACAGCAGCUGACCUCUGACCUGCAUGACAUCACUUCCUGGCUGGAGCGGGUCAGCCCUGAGCUGGAGAGACUCCAGAAGCCUGAGGCAUCUGCCACUGUAGAGAUGUUAGAAGCACGGGUCAAAGAGCUUAAAGAAAUGCAGAAGACUUUCGCCCGUUAUAAGACCAUGAUGCUGUCUCUGAACCUGGGUGGGCGAGAACUGCAGCAGGGGGCGAGUGAUGGAGCACAGGAGCUUCAGGAGGGUCUGCGCAGGAUGAACUGCCGCUGGACAGAAGCUUGUGCCGGUCUUGAGGGAUGGGAGGGCAGUCUACGUAACACCUUAAUGCGCUGUCAGGAGUUUCAUGAGACGGUGCACUCGCUGCUGUUGUGGCUGGCCCACGCUGAGAGCAGACGUUACACUGUAAACAUGGACGACCCCUCUGUGCAGCUCUCUGUGCUUCAGGAACACAGGAACGCUUUGAAGGUUCUGGAAGAGGAGCUGGAGGGCAAGCAGACGCAGGUGAGCUCUCUGCAGGAGAUCACCUCUGAACUGCUCCCAGACAGCGGCGGUGAAGAAAGCGCUGAAGCCCGAGAAAAACUUCACGUCAUAGGAAACAAACUCCGACUACUGUCAAGCCAGGUCAACCAGGAUCUCCAGACUGUUCAGGAGAGAUUGGAGUCCAAGACCGAUGCUACUGGAGAUGCAACGUCCUCGGAACGCUCUAGGUCAGCGAUGCGUGAACAAUCACCCCGGCGUUCGUUCUUCUAUCGGGUCCUGCGAGCCGCUUUUCCUCUGCAUAUCCUCUUCCUCCUGCUGCUGGUUCUGGCCUGCCUGGUCCCUCUUCCAGAGGAUGACAACAGCUGUACGCUUUCCAACAAUUUCGCCCGCUCUUUCCAUCCCAUGUUACGCUACACCAACGGCCCUCCACCGACAUGAGCCGCCCGACUCCAAACAGAUCAAUCAUCAGUCCUGUUCUCAUGACUCGGCGUGUGGUGGAGUACCUCAAUAUUUGUAAUGCUUCUAUUUUUGUAAUUGAUUUUAUACUAUUUAUUCCCCUUUCAAAGCCAGACUACUGAGAAUCAUUUCUGGGAGCUUGGAUGUGAUCCAAACUCUCUCUGUUCCUUUGCUUAUGUCAGACACACUGAAAGAUGUCAAUCAUUGUAAGAGUUUAAAUAUUUCACUGAUUUAUGUAUUUGGGUAUUUUUGGUAUUUUCUUGCUUUUGUCUCAGCUGAGUUUCAAGAUGUAAAAGGUAAUAAUAAUAACUGGAAAAUAUGGACACCCAUACCGCUUCGUCAACCCAACCGCAGUUAGUGGUGACAUAAUUGAUGCCUGCUAUUUAGGCAUUGUGGUCUCAUUUUUAAAUUCUUGCAUAUGAAAAUAGAUUUAGGCAAGUUAAAUCAGACCAUGUCUGUAUUUAAAAAAAAUGAAUUUUAAUGGGAAUGAUGUCAGAAACACACAAGAAAUUUUAAUUUACCCCUGCAAUUUAUAAGCAUAUAAGUGCAAAGUAAAACAGACGUAUGUACAGAAAAUGAAUUUAAAACUGUCACAAAUCAAGAUUUAUAUUCCUCGUUUGAAAAUAAACAUUGUAUCAUUAAAAAAAAUAUGGCAACUAGUAUUUACUUCUUACUAGAUUAAACAUUUUCUCAGCACUUCAUAUUAAAAAAAAAAACAAAUUGCAGGCAGAUGGCAUAACGUUUAUAAAUACUUUCUAAAAACGCUUGUGCGUUCAUUAAAAUGAAAUAACACUUA